GCAUCCCUCCCUCGCAGCUUGCCACGUCCUCCCGUCCCCAACCUCUCUCGGUAGCUGCUCUCUCUCUCUCUCUCUCUCUCGUUCCUUCCUUCCUUCCUUUACUCUCGGUCGUCCUUUCCAUGAGAGCCACACUGAGCGAUCCCCCGAGUCCCCCUCCCCCCUCCUUUCUCUCCUUGGACUCUCCGUACCUUCUUUCUUCUCCGACACAAAUCUGGCUCAAGUCCCCCCAACCCAAUGUCUAAAAUUUAGUCUCAAUCUCUGUUUUUCUUUUUGGCCCCCGUUUUUUGUUUUAAGAAGGGAAAAGUAAAAAGAAAUAAAAAUGAGAAGGAGGCCGCCGGGGAUGAGACUGGCCCGAAGCCUGGGGGCGAAGGAGUGGAGCCGCAACUCCCACCGUUGCCUCGUCCUCGUCCUCACCUUCGUCGCCUACGCCUGCUACCACGCCUCCCGCAAGCCCACCAGCAUCGUCAAAUCCGUCCUCGACCCCGACUCCCACUCCGCUCGCGAUUACGCUCUCUCGGCCUCAUCCUCCUUCCCUCUCCCUUGGCCUUUCGGCCCCCUCUUCCUCCCUUCCAACCCCCUCGGGAGGCCCCACUCCCACGGGUGGGCCCCGUUCGAUGGCACCGACGGCACCGCCAAGCUCGGCGAGAUCGACGUCGCCUUCCUCGCCUGCUACUCCAUCGGGAUGUACGCCGCCGGCCAUCUCGGCGACCGCCUCGACCUCCGCCUCUUCCUCGCCGCCGGCAUGAUCGGCAGCGGCGCCUUCGUCGGCCUAUUCGGCAUGGGCUACUUCUGGCACCUCCACGUUUUCGGCUUCUACCUCGCCAUGCAGAUGCUCGCCGGCCUCCUCCAGGCCACCGGCUGGCCCUCCGUCGUCGCCGUCGUCGGCAACUGGUUCGGCGAGCGGAAGAGAGGACUUAUAAUGGGAAUCUGGAAUGCCCACACCUCGGUCGGGAACAUCGGCGGCUCGCUACUCGCCGCCAGUGUGCUCCAGUACGGGUGGGGCUGGUCCUUCAUUCUUCCGGGGGCUUUGAUUGCCCUCGCUGGGGUUCUUGUGUUCCUGUUCUUGGCGGCAUACCCGGAGGAUCUUGGGUUUUCUAGCCCUCGAAAGAAGGCCCAAGGGGGAAGAGAUGAGGAGGAGGGUCGAGUGCAUGAUGGAGGAAGUGAGGAGAGAGGGAGUGCUGUGGGGUUUGUGAAGGCUUGCUUGAUCCCCGGAGUGAUACCAUUCGCACUCUGCCUCUUCUUCGCGAAGCUCGUGGCCUAUACGUUCUUGUACUGGCUGCCAUUUUACCUUAGCCAGACUGCUAUAGGGGGUGAGUACAUGUCAGUUAAGUCUGCAGGAAACCUUUCAACUCUUUUUGAUGUGGGCGGAAUCAUCGGUGGGAUCCUUGCCGGCUUCAUAUCUGACCAACUCAAAGCUAGGGCCACUACAGCAGCCAGCUUCAUGUAUUUGGCUAUUCCUUCCGUUUAUGCCUAUCACAGAUAUGGAAGCAUUUCAAAGUUUGUGAACAUUGCACUGAUGAUGAUUACUGGCUUAUUUGUUAAUGGGCCUUAUGCUCUCAUAACAACUGCUGUUUCUGCGGACCUUGGAACCCAUUGCUCACUUAAGGGAGAUUCUCGAGCAUUGGCAACUGUUACUGCCAUCAUAGAUGGGACAGGAUCAGUUGGUGCAGCUCUAGGGCCACUUCUAACCGGAUUUCUAUCAAGUAGUGGAUGGGGUUCUGUUUUCAAGAUGCUCAUGUUCGGGGCAUUCAUUGCUGGUGCUCUUUUGUCCAUUCUAGUUAAAGCAGAAAUUGCGCGGUUGGUCCAGUAUUGGAGAAACACCAGUUCUGAUCAUUCAAGACAGUAUCGAACUGAAGGUUCUGUUGUCACACCACUUCUAGAAGGGGUCACUCGACAACAAUGAUGUUCUUCCAGGCUAAUCAAUCAGAUAUAGGGUUGCCAAUGUCUAGAUAUUCAUACAAAUUGAGAGAAAAAAAAAGAUGCUGCAGAAAGCAAAACAAAGAAAAAAAGGUAUGGGAAUCAAAGGAGUACAAAUGUCAGGAGUUACAGGGUAGAUCUAUUUAUAUGAUGCUGAACUUUUUUUUUUGGGCCAGAAAAAAAAAAGAAGCCUUUUUGGUUUUAUCCCCUUUGGGGAAUACGAACUCUUUUUGUGCUAUAGUCAUGCUGUACCAUAUAUACAUAACAUGCGAAAAGUUAUUGGUGAUUUUGGUAGAUUU
This is a messenger RNA of Phoenix dactylifera (date palm), 2216 nucleotides long. RefSeq names its product putative glycerol-3-phosphate transporter 4. Gene Ontology annotation, cellular component: membrane. Gene Ontology annotation, biological process: phosphate ion homeostasis; transmembrane transport. NCBI's taxonomy places the organism in Eukaryota, Viridiplantae, Streptophyta, Magnoliopsida, Arecales, Arecaceae. The record is from RefSeq and is a predicted model, not a curated record. Gene Ontology annotation, molecular function: transmembrane transporter activity.